Messenger RNA from Marasmius oreades (fairy-ring Marasmius), 369 nucleotides. RefSeq lists its product as uncharacterized. Bases 1 to 369 code for a protein of 122 amino acids. The transcript has 2 exons. NCBI's taxonomy places the organism in Eukaryota, Fungi, Basidiomycota, Agaricomycetes, Agaricales, Marasmiaceae. The record is from RefSeq and is a predicted model, not a curated record.
AUGUGUCAUCGUGGAAAAGUAGAUGUUGGGGUCUCGGCAGCCACCAGGAUAGACCUCCCCGGUCAGCUCAUCUGCCUAGUUAUCUUCGCGUUCUUUAUAAUCAUCCUCAACUUCGACUUCGUCUUCGUCGUCACUGUCAUUGCGAUGGACGGCUGCGUAUUCGAUGUGCUGGAGGAGAAGACGGAAAGGAAAUUAGGGAGCCGUUUGGGAGAUAGAAGGGCAACGAAGAACACCGUUCACAACCUGAAGACCACCGGCACAGUUGUCACAUGUGGCGCAGUGGUUAGGGGUUUCGAGGUAGUCCUGUGGAGGGCGAAUCGGAAUCGUUUAUGGCAAACGUCCCAUAGAGGGUGGCUUUCCGUGGUCUGA